CAUUAGCAUGAAGGUCUUUGCAGUCUUGGUCCUGGCCAUCGCCUCCGCCUCCGCUGGGCUCCUGCCCCAGGUCGCUUAUAUGCAUCCUCGUGACAGGACCGCAGUUCCUUCCAUUGAGGGUCGCAUCACCAACGGACACAACGCCGUGGUCAACCAGUUCCCCUACCAGGUGGGACUCAGCUUCACCGCAUCGUCGGGCAGCUGGUGGUGCGGUGGUUCCAUCAUCGGCAACACCUGGGUUCUGACCGCCGCCCACUGCACCAGCGGUGCCUCCUCCGUGGUCAUCUACUACGGAGCUACCGUUCGUACCAGCCCGCAGUUCACCUACACUGUCCCCAGCUCCAACUGGAUCCAGCACGCCAACUACAUCUCUCUGACCGUCCGCAACGACAUCUCCCUGAUCAAGACCCCAGCCGCACCCUUCUCGGCCGCCAUCAACAAGAUCGCCCUGCCCGCCAUCGCCAGCACCUACUCCACCUACGUUGGACAGACCGCCGUUGCCUCCGGUUGGGGCCGUAUUUCGGAUGAGGCCACCACCGUGACCAGUCACCUGCAGUACACCGACCUCACGGUCAUCGAGAACUCCGUCUGCCAGAAGUCCUUCAACAGCCUGAUUGUCACCAGCAGGGUUAUCUGCGUUGCCACCCCCAAGGGAACCUCCACUUGCCAGGGAGAUUCUGGUGGCCCACUGGCUCUGGAUGGUGUCCUCAUCGGUAUCACUUCCUUCGGAUCUCCCGAUGGUUGCCAGGUUGACGAGCCAGCUGCCUUCACUCGCGUGACCAGCUACUUGGACUGGAUCAAGGCCAACUCCGGAAUUUCGGCUUAAAGGAACUUACCAGCCUUGUAACUUUUUCCAAAAAUAAAAUCAGCACAUUCUAAAA
Drosophila suzukii is the source of this 881-nucleotide messenger RNA. The record is from RefSeq and is a predicted model, not a curated record. Lineage: Eukaryota; Metazoa; Arthropoda; Insecta; Diptera; Drosophilidae.